CUGUAACCCUUCCUCGCGAAGCCACGCGACGUCAGACCAGAGACGAUCGAGUCUCAUAGCUGGACGCCACGAACACCACCGCCGCGGCCACUCCUCUUCUCUUCUUUCUCCAGAUCUUCCGAUCUGCAAGAACACUACCAACUCUUCAGAAAGAAAAAAAAACCCUCAGGAUUCCGCGGCGAAAGUUCGGGCCUUUUUCUCUGGGCCCCCGUCGUUGAACUUUGAAACUCGGCCGUGGAAUUGACGCCGCAUUGACCCCGAUCGUGAUCAUGGCGUCUCGCGCAGCUCCUGUCGCUGUACUCUUCGUCUUUUCCGUGCUCGCGUCCUUGCUCGCCGCCGGCGCAUCAGCAGCGGCGGCGGCUGGGGCGGACUCGGCGUUCGUGCUGGCGGCGGCGCGGACGCAGCGGAAGGACCCUCUGGACGGGCUGCGGUACUACGCCGGCGGCUGGAACAUCAGCAGCGAGCACUACUGGGCCUCUGUGGGCUUCAGCGCGGCGCCCGUGUUCGCGGCGGCGGGGGUCUGGUUCGCGCUGUUCGGCGCCGCCCUGUUCCUCGCCGGCUGCUGCUUCUGCUGCUUCCCGAGCCGCAGCGCCUCCUACUCCCGCGCGGUCAUCUCCAUCUCGCUCCUCCUCCUCCUAGUCUUCACCGCCGCCGCCGCGGUGGGGUGCGGGGUGCUGUACGACGGGCAGGGGCGGUUCCAUGGGAGCACGGCGGCGACGGUGGACUACGUGGUGGCGCGGGCGGACGAGACGGCGGGGAACCUGAGGGACUUCUCCGGGUUCCUGAAGGCGGCGAAGGCGGCCGGCAUUGGGCCCGUCUCGCUGCCCGACGACGUCAAGGGGACGAUCGAUGACGUGGUGCGUAAGGUCAGCGCCGCCUCCGACGAGCUCGCCGACCGCACCGCCAGCAACUCCGCCAGGAUCAGGGCCGCCCUCGACACAAUAAGGAAGAUCCUGAUCGUGCUUGCGGCCGCGAUGCUAAUCCUUGCCUUUGCUGGCCUCGUGUUCUCGGCGUGUGGACUGGAGUCGCUAAUCUACCUGUUGGUGUUCCUCGGCUGGAUCAUGGUCACGGCAACGCUGGUGCUCGGCGGCACUUUCCUCCUCCUGCACAACGUGGUGGGCGACACGUGCGUGGCGAUGGGCGAGUGGGUGCAGCGGCCCCCGCAGGAGCACACGGCGCUGGACGACAUCCUGCCGUGCGUGGACACGGCGGCGGCGGCGGAAGCCCUGAACCGGAGCAAGGAGGUGAACUACCGCCUCGUGGCCGUGCUCAACGGCGUCAUCGCCAACGUCUCCAACGCCGACAACCUGCUCCCACAGGCCGCGCCGCUCUACUACAACCAGUCCGGCCCACACGUCCCGCUCCUCUGCAACCCCUACACCCCAGGCCUCCUUCCCCGGGCCUGCUCCCCCGGCGAGCUCCCCCUGAUCAGCCCGGAAGGCCCGGCCCAGGCCUGGCAGGCCCACGUCUGCCAGACCGCCCCGGGCACCCCCGAUGUCUGCGCGACGCCCGGGCGGCUGACGCCGGCGAUGUACACGCAGAUGGUGGGCGCGGCGAACGUGAGCUACGGGAUCGCGAGGUACGGGCCGGUCAUGGCGGACGUGGCGGACUGCGAGUUCGUGCGGCAAGCGUUUAGGUCUAUCGAGGAGAGCCAUUGCCCCGGGCUCGGGAAGUACAGCGAGAAGGUGUACAGGGGGCUUCUGAUCGUCGCCGGUGGUUUGGUGGUGUCGCUGGUGAUGUGGGUCGUGCACUCGAGGGAGAGAAGGAGGAGGAGGGAUGCCCGGGAGAUGGAGCGAGCCUUGGCGCCGGCGUCGGCGAGGGCGCCUGGGGCGUAUAAGUUCCAGGCACUGGAGGAGAAGGGGUUGCUUGGGAGCCCCAUUCGGCGCUAACAUGUGAAUUGCUAGCUAGUGUUAUGUAAUCAGAUUUAGGCAGAUGCUAUAUGUUAGUGCUGUAUGCAAACAAACAGAGGAUCGCGCGAGCCGUCGAGGCUUGUAUUUGCAUCUGUAGUGUUUGUAUGAUACUAGCAAAUGAAGAACUAAUCUGAAACAUGAAUUGUUUUGGACAGUGCCCAAAAAUAUCGAUCGUUAUCUUCAAGCA
Messenger RNA from Brachypodium distachyon (stiff brome), 2097 nucleotides. RefSeq lists its product as uncharacterized. Bases 270 to 1889 code for a protein of 539 amino acids. Gene Ontology annotation, cellular component: plasma membrane; plasmodesma. Lineage: Eukaryota; Viridiplantae; Streptophyta; Magnoliopsida; Poales; Poaceae. The transcript has 8 exons. The record is from RefSeq and is a predicted model, not a curated record.